Molecule: messenger RNA, 167 nt
Organism: Racocetra persica
Lineage: Eukaryota; Fungi; Glomeromycota; Glomeromycetes; Diversisporales; Gigasporaceae
Source: the annotation of a GenBank genome assembly
AAUACCUUGACUUAACAAUCAAACAACAAUUCAAAGAUAUAGAAGCAAUCAGAAUUUACCAACAUAAUAUAGACUUCGUAAAACAAGCAAGUGCUAUACAAGAAGCAAUUAAUUACAUUGAAUUAGUAAAACUGUUAUCAAGCACAACUCUUAGAACAUACAGAAAC